Lasiosphaeria miniovina is the source of this 1926-nucleotide messenger RNA. RefSeq lists its product as uncharacterized. NCBI's taxonomy places the organism in Eukaryota, Fungi, Ascomycota, Sordariomycetes, Sordariales, Lasiosphaeriaceae. The record is from RefSeq and is a predicted model, not a curated record. Bases 1224 to 1475 code for a protein of 83 amino acids. The transcript is spliced from 2 exons.
GGAAGGGGUGUUCACUAAAAGAUGGGGAAAAAAACAUCAGGACUCUAGAUGAGCGUUGAGACAGUUGUGAAACAAGGGAAAGAGGGCUCUCAAAGGCUGGGAGGCAGCCCGCGCUCGAGCGACCCCACCGCUUGGAUCUUGGGUUGCACUGCACUGCACAACGUUCAUGACAAAUUAUUCCAUUCUUUCGCUCGAUCCAUUCCGAGAUUCUGAUUUUGGUUUGGGAUGGCUUUGUUGCUGAUUGCUCUGCUGCUUCGAUGACGCAUGUCUAUUCCCCCUCGAUCGCCUUGUCUGGGAAAUUGGGCAAACUGUGGGUAGGUAUGCAUGGCAUUGUAUGGCGUGGCAUGAGGCCCAUGGGAUUUCGCAUCCGCCAACAACACUGCCGCUGAAGGAGGCACAAGACGCAGCUCGGGGAUUCGUUUCUGUACUAUGUAUUCUCGAGGGCUAGAGGUGAUCCGUGAUAUUUCCUUUUUUUUCUUUCUUUCUCGUUUUUCUUUGUCUCUUGGGGAGUUGGGCUAUAUCGCCCGCUCGGAUGUUCAAAACCUACCUAGUGAAUGGUCCCCGAUGAAACGCGCGGGAGCCUCGACGUUUCAACUACGCACGCACACGCACACACGGCUCCAUCCAUCCAUCCAAUCUUUUUGUCUCUUCUACGAAGUACCUUGCUCCAGAAACUAAAACUCCCGACGCACAGUCUGUUGUCAGUGACUCAGUGUGUGCCUGUUCCUCGUCUUCCCGCCCGCCCCCAGUACAUACAUACCUACCUAGGUAGGUAUAGUAACCAGUAUAACCUUGCCUGAGAGUGGUGGGUGAACGGUCGGCUCCAGCUCCAGAUCCAGAUCCCAGAUCCCGCCAUGGCAGUCAGUCCAGGCAGGGCCCAGCUAGGUAGCCAAGCCAGCCACUUACACCAGCCGCCCCCGCUCCUAUCGGGGUUUCGGGCAUCCUUCAGCCGUGCUUUCAGUUUUUUGCGAGAAUCCCUCCUUCUCACGUGUUUGCAGUAAGCUGAUGCUAGCCAGCCAAUGCCUUUUUUUUUAUACGAGUGGUGAUAGAUAAGCACGUCGUGGCAUGGAAGCACAGCAGCAGAAGGGGUUUUGGUAGGAAGCCAGUGCAAGUGAAAACAUGUCUCUGUUGAGGGGACACGAUAAUGACGGUGGAUACGGAUACAUACAUGUGGUUAAUUUUCUCGGGAAUUCAUUUAGGCUUUUGACAUCCGCACCUUAUCAAUGACAUGGUACGGAAUCGGUAAAACUACCUACUCGUCUCUCGUUUUGUCAUCCGUUCUUUUUUUGCUUUUCUUGCCUGCUUUGGCUUGCUUGCUUGCCCGCCCACCGCCCGCCCGCCCGCCUUCCUCCGAUUCGGGCACCGGAGCUACCAAACUGCUGCGCAUAGCUAGCAACAACCCACGCCCAACUGGUGGGUGGCCUACACCCCCCUUGUCGUAUCUGUGUGUAAGGCUAUCAUGGAUGAGUGAGUGAUUUUGUGUGCUGGGCUGGGACUGGGACGGGAUACGAAAUCGUCCACCAGUCCCAUUUAGGGUUGGAACUUUGCCUCUAUCUAUUUCCUUUCCUGGGGGUGGGGUAUUGUAAACUGUCUGUGUGUGCGUGCGUGCUGCUUCCCGGUCUCCUUCCUCGCCGCAUUGAAGAAGCACCUAGCCAAGAUGCGAGCCCCUUGGGUGAAAUUUGGCGGGCUGGGCGCGGUAUACGGAAGGAACUACACGAAGCUAUCCCGAGCAUGGAAACGAGACGAGCACCCCUUGUGCUGGCCGGCCGGACAGAAGCAGAACACACGAGGGCAGCAAAUAGGCGGGCAUCCCCGGCUGUGCGCCACUUGGUAGAAACAUCUACGUAUGUGUAUCCGUAAACUGGUGCUGGGUCUAGACAGACAGAGAUGCAGACAACAAGAGACACAGACAGGCAAGGUUCUCGG